CCUGUUUCUCGCUUAUGUUUCAUUUCCUCGCAGUCACUCGGGGCAAUCCGAAGAACUACUUUCAGGGCAGUUCUCGGUACCAUUCGGUUUUCGUGCUGGAUUUUGGGCAAUCGAAUCCGUCUGCGAGCAUUUAUUCGGACUAAAAUGAACCGUAGCUGAUUCCUGCAAUAGUUUUGUGCCGGUUUAGUGUUUUUUUGGUGCUCAAUUUUGUUUGAUUCCGACUGUCGAGAUGCCUUGUUCCGCGGUUACGUUAAGUUUGGCUACGAUUACUUCCAUCAUCGCCGUAGCGCUUCUCGCUAUAGCCUUUGCCACGGACAAUUGGCUAUAUAUCGAAGUUAAAAGGUCUACGAUGCAGGACAUAUUGAGCAGAAAUUCGGACGUUCAAAGCCAAACUCUCCUAGACUCGUUGAAUUCGAAAUACUAUUACUACACAAGGACAAAGGGAUUGUUCAGGACGUGCUUCCCUAAGGACAGACCAGCAACAGUGAAAUUGUACUUAAGCCCCUUGGAGACAUACUGCAGCAAUAUUAACUACUACAUCCCGGACGAGAAUAACGAAACCAAAGAUUUUACUGAUGAUGCGUGGACAAAAUUACAUAUGGGAAGAUCAAUGAUCGCGUUAUACAUCAUAUCGUUCUUUGCCGUAUUCGCUGCGUUUUGCACAGGAGUCACGGGCUGCUGGAGACGAUCACCCGGAAACAUAACUGCAACGGCUAUUCUGAUGCUUCUGGCUUGCCUUCUCAGUGCCGGAGCAAUGGGUCUGUGGCACGGUGUCGAGUAUUAUGAGAAGGAAAGGCAAGUUGGUGAGGAGUACUAUCAGCAGUGGAGCACUGUUUUAAAAGACAAGACGCGUUUCUUCUACGAUUGGAGCUACAUGCUGGCUUGGGCAGGAGUGGGAUGGUCAUUGGUGGCCGCCAUUUUGUUCAGUGGCGCCGCGGUUUGCCUGCGCGGCGAGCGGGAACGCGAGGAAGCUGUCAACAUGCAGUAUCUAAUGCCUGUUUACCCCCAAAAGCAACAAUAUGCUUAUGCUGGAUACCCUGUACCUCCUCAACCCUACUCAGGACCUUAUUACACCACCGGAUCUGCUUAUGGACCAUACAAUUACUGAGGUUUUGAGAAAAAUCCAAAACCCUUAUUUGUUUUGAAGAAGUUUAUAAAUUUUUCGCGAAACAAAUAUGUUCGUAGGGCAGACUGUUUUUUUUUUUCUGUAAGGAUGAGCGCAAAGUACAUUUAACAUGAACUGUAUCGCGAUGUGCUUAACAUAAGUCAGUCACGUGCAAAAUUUAUUACCAUAUUUUGAGGUAAUCAUUUUAUGUAAUGUUUCAAAUGUAACCAUUUAGAUCAAUUCGUAUCUUAUUUAUUGGCUUUAGUCUAUAAAAACUAUUUGUAAGUGUGUACAUUUUAUAUAUUAAGUUAAUGUACAAAAUGAUCGUUAGCGUUGGUAGAUAGACAUGGAGGUAUCAAAGCAUUCUGCCAUCUUACGAAUACUUCUUAGCUUAGGAUUUUUACAGAACACUAACAAAUGAGCGUUAGGUUAGGGAGUAUUAAACAAAUUGUUGCUGUGAUAAGCAAUAGUGUUCAAGAAUGUAUUACAAAACAUUCGGAAUUUUGGGUCUGAAAUGACAAAACCAGGUCCAACUAUUUUAUUCACCACCCGUAGUUGUUUCAUGCCUAAAACUUUACUCAAACUAACGAAAUUCAGUGGUCUGGUUAUUAAUUGUUGUAAGAACAAUUCAAUGUUUUAUAUGUACAUCACUUUGAUGAAGAGCAAAAAUAGUUUUACAUUACUACCAAUCAUUACGAAAUAUUUUUUAUACCCUAUAUCUAUCCUGAUAAGAUAUAUUUUAAAUAUUUAUAAUAGACCAAAAAGAAUAAAAUAUAUUAAAUUAA
This is a messenger RNA of Cylas formicarius (sweet potato weevil), 1890 nucleotides long. RefSeq lists its product as uncharacterized. Bases 230 to 1108 code for a protein of 292 amino acids. NCBI's taxonomy places the organism in Eukaryota, Metazoa, Arthropoda, Insecta, Coleoptera, Brentidae. Gene Ontology annotation, cellular component: membrane. The transcript is spliced from 7 exons. The record is from RefSeq and is a predicted model, not a curated record.